This is a messenger RNA of Oryza sativa Japonica Group (Japanese rice), 1211 nucleotides long. The record is from RefSeq and is a predicted model, not a curated record. Lineage: Eukaryota; Viridiplantae; Streptophyta; Magnoliopsida; Poales; Poaceae.
UUCCGCAUGAAGAAAAAAAAGAGAACUUUUCUAACCAUCUCUGCACUUCCGGGAAAGCGGCCGAUCGACGCUUUACAACUGCUCGUGCAUGACAAAAUACAAGAAUAACCUACGGAUCAAUACCUGCAUGAUUACUGGCAAUGAUCAACUCACCUUACAAGACAUCAGUGCUCGACUACAUAUGUACUACUACGUGCAAAGCAAGCAGCUGUCCACCGACGAACGAGUGACAGAACGAGCGUAGAAUCGAUGGCGCAUCGUCGUCGUUGUCUCCUCCUCUUGCUCGCCGUGCUGCUGCCGGCGAUGGCGGCAAGGGGCGAUCCCGACGCGGUGCAGGACUUCUGCGUGCCGGACGCCGGGCGUGGGCGGCCGGUGGAGCUCGCCAUGCUCCCGGCCUACCCGUGCAGGAGCCCCGCCAACCUGACGGCGGGCGACUUCGCCUUCUCCGGCGUGCGCGCCGCGGGGAACUUCUCGCCGGAGACGGGGUUCGCCGGCGUGUCCGUCACCCCGGCGCAGUUCCCGGGCCUGCACACCCUGGGGAUGUCCUUCGCCCGCGCCGACCUCUCGGCGGCCGGCGGCGUCAACCCGCCGCACUACCACCCGCGCGCCACCGAGACGGCGCUCGUCCUCGCCGGCCGCGUGUACGCCGGGUUCGUCGACUCCGGCGGCCGCCUCUUCGCCAAGGUGCUCGAGCAGGGGGAGGUGAUGGUGUUCCCGCGCGCCAUGGUGCACUUCCAGCUCAACGUCGGCGACACGCCGGCCACGGUCUACGGCGCCUUCAACAGCGAGAACCCCGGCAUCGUCCGCAUCCCGGCGACGGUGUUCGGGUCCGGCAUCAGGGAGGCCGUCCUCGAGAGGGCGUUCGGGCUCACUCCGGCGGAGCUCCGGCGGCUGGAGAAGAGGUUCGGCCCGCCCAAGAAGGCGGAGAUGGAGGAUUAGCUAGCCGCUUGUGCUUGACCGGCCAUGGCCGUCGGUCGUGGGCAUGAUUAGGUUACUCCCCGUUAGUGAUAAUUAAUGGGUUAUUUCUUUUCAUUUCAUUUGGUUAAUACAGUACUGUAUCAUUUGUGGCGGUGGUUGGGAAAUGGUGAUUAUAGCCUGGUAAUGAUUUGAGGUGUAAGGUUGGUAGAGAUGUAUAAGGAGGCACAGAUGAAUGGAACAAUCGAGAGGGUAACUCAACUUCAAAAUAUGCUCAGUUUUGUUUGUUUGUUUUU